UUCGUAGGUUUGUUGUGAAUAAGAAGCGAUUGGCAAGUUUUCACAUCCAUUCUUUUUGUUUUAGUUUUAACCUAUUUGGUACAAAAAAAAAAAAAAUAAUACUACCAUUUUAAACAAAACAUUAUAUCAAAAACUAGAUUUGAAACAACUGUUUUAAAAAAAUCCUUUUUGAACAAAUCCCUAAAUACAGUAAUAUUUUUUUCAUCUGUUUGUGAAAGAUUAUCCUCGCUUGUCACACCAAGCAUCUACGUUUCAACUUAGGUAAUCAUGGGAAAUAUUGAAAAACACUAACCUAUAGGAUUUUGCUCCAAUACAGAACGCAUGCACCAGAAAAUGAACAUAUAUAAUACAUAUAUACAUGUCUAGAGGAGUCUAAAAAGCCGCAAUCGGUUUCACCAAACUGUUGGCGCUUUCGUGUGUGAAAUAAAAAUAAAAUCAUUUCUUCAAAUUUCAUGUUAAACUUUCAUAACUACAUAUUAGAUUAAAACUAUACAUAGUAAUAGUAACGAAUUGUUGACCAUUUCGAGAACGCAACACAUACAUCGAAUGCGCGAAAGAAAGAAAAACGUUAAAAUUGUAUGCCACAUAUUCAAUGUAUUCCCCUGUACUAAAAUGAAAUCCGUAAAAUAUUUAGAUUUGCAGGCGAUGCAUCAUAGAAUUUAUAGUUUAGGAUGAAUUUUGUGUUGAAAAGCACUAUAUGCAAAUUAGCCAGGAAAAUGUAUAUGAUGCAGAAACGAAGUCACAACUCAUGAGUAAUAUACAAAUGUGAAUGGUCAAUGAUGAAUAGCUACAAUCAAUAUAAUGACCAAAAACUUAGUUUGGGAUUUUGAACCUAAAUGGUCCCGCAUUACGAAUAAAUAGUACGCUGUAUUGCAAUGAUGCCUGUUUUCAAGGAAUUACGAUAAAGAUUUUGACGUUCCAAAAGUGUCGAUUACAUACAACGCCUCGGGCUGAUGAGUUUGAAUUGUGAACAAUACGAUUUCUUGCAAAUAUUUUCGGGUAAUGCAUAUCUGUCAGCCUCAAAAAUAUUUAGAGGACUCACUUUUUAUUCUCACAAAGCAUUGAAGUUUUGCAGUUACUUCAUUUUGGUCAGAAUGCUUCAGGCAGUCGUUUGAACGUAAGUUUGGAAAUUCAAUGUUUGGUAUUUACAAUUAUGUGUUUUUGGUAACGUAAACCACGCCCCACGUCACGCUCGCUCCGGGCAUUUGGAACAGCAUUAGUCAUCUUAUCGACAGAAUAAUAUCCUAAACUGGUAUUCGGAUGGAAAUGUAUUAGGAUUUGCUUUAUGCGAGUUCAUGUAAAUACUGUCAGUGAGAGAUAAAAUUUUACCGUCGCUUAGAUGCAUGGUAAAUUAGACAUGCUUCAUAAAGUUGUCCCAGUACCUGAUCUAAAAUGAAUCUUAAAAUAAUAUUUCUAUUGAAGCAAAGACAUUCUAUGAAUAUGAUCUAACUAUCUCUAUUUUCUAGAUUAAUUGAUUCCAUUAAAUCAUUCAUCAGGUCAUAAAUAUUGCGUUUCUAUGGUGGUCCUUCAACUCAAAUAUCUUUCAAUAUGAAAUCAAUUUUUCCAGCAAGACGUUUUUUUAAAUAUAUACAUACUUUUUAUAUCUAUAUAUGAGCAGUAUUUUGCUCAUUAGUAUUAAAACACAGUGUUUUAGAGAUAAACGUAAUGAAGAAUAGAAUAACAGCAGCAUGUUUUUGUCUAGUCGUGAGUCUUCAUGUCAUCUAUGCUGAGGAAUUCUCACGAUCCAAAAGAGCUCCAUCAAACUGGUUAUCUUCACCGACAUUAAGUGAAACUCAAAUUAAAAUGAUAUUGGAUAGUCACAACGAAAUCAGAGCAAAAGUCAAGCCUUCAGCUACCAAUAUGGCUCGCUUGUCCUGGUCAACUAAGCUGGCGGCGAAAGCACUGAGUCGUUCGAGAAAUUGUGAGUACAUUCCAUCAAAUGAACAGGGCACGGGAGAGAACAUCCAUGUAUCUACGUCCACUGAUUUCGAAAACGUUGUAAAGGGUUUUGUCAGCGAAUGGGAGAAAGAGAAAAAAGACUAUGAUUUUCUAUCUUCCUCGUGUACUUUCGGAAAGCAAUGCAACAAUUAUAAACAACUUAUCUGGGCUGACACAUAUGAAGUAGGAUGUGCAAUCUCUUAUUGCAGUUCUGUCGGGGAUCUUGGUAGAGGAUAUUUAACAAUUUGUCAAUACAAAGUUGCAGGAAACGCAGUUAUUGAGAUUGAGAAUGGCGUAACUGUUCCUCUAGCUCCAUAUAGAGAAGGCGAGUCAUGUUCUGAGUGCGGGAAAGGAUACACUUGUUCCGAAAAUCUUUGUACUGAAGCGAGUGCCCAUGAUGAAUCCACUGAAGACGAUCAGGAUGAAUCCGACGCAUGUUAUACGGAAAAUAAAAAAAUGAUCGAUGCAUGGAAUGAACAAAUGAAGGUGUACAGAGAAGUUCAUCUCGAAAGGUGGAAAAAGCAGAUGGCUGAUUACGAAUACGCAUUAAACGAGGAAUCGUAACUCUAAAGAGUAUAUUAUUGCGAUGUUCGGUCUCUAACUUUAUAUUUUUUGUUUACACGAUCCCACCAGCUGACGCCAUAAAUUUAUCCGGGGUCAUGAAUUCUGGUACGGUAUCUGGCCAAAAAUUCAUAUUGCCCGGGUGGCCAUGCUUUGAGGAUAGCUGUCAGCUUCAAUCAUGUACGGGUAUCAAAAUAAGAAGUGGAAUAUCUUCAGUUAGGCAGCAAGUGUUCGUGACCAUUAUUAAUCAACGCAUUAACUUCUUCUGGACUAGAUACAAUUUUAAUAAUAUGCAGUACCAUAUUGAUAAAUCAUUUUCUCUCUGUCACCUCACGUACGUAAGAGAGGCUCAAAAUUUACCAAUUAUUUGAAUUGUACCAAUUUGCAUUCAUUUCGAUGUUCACUC
This is a messenger RNA of Styela clava, 2905 nucleotides long. RefSeq names its product glioma pathogenesis-related protein 1-like. NCBI's taxonomy places the organism in Eukaryota, Metazoa, Chordata, Ascidiacea, Stolidobranchia, Styelidae. The record is from RefSeq and is a predicted model, not a curated record.